Solanum dulcamara is the source of this 879-nucleotide messenger RNA. Its product is annotated as G-type lectin S-receptor-like serine/threonine-protein kinase SD1-1. The coding region runs from base 45 to 494 and encodes 149 amino acids. Gene Ontology annotation, biological process: protein phosphorylation. Gene Ontology annotation, molecular function: protein serine/threonine kinase activity. The record is from RefSeq and is a predicted model, not a curated record. The transcript is spliced from 2 exons. NCBI's taxonomy places the organism in Eukaryota, Viridiplantae, Streptophyta, Magnoliopsida, Solanales, Solanaceae.
UAUCCGUCGUGUAAUUUUAUUAGCUGAUCAUAUGCCACGGCUAUAUGGCUCCAGAAUAUGCGCUCUAUGGUCUAUUUUCAGUAAAAUCUGAUGUCUUCAGUUUCGGUUUGCUAUUGUUGGACAUAGUAACCGGAAAGAAGAACAGAUGCUUCCGUCAUCCACAUCAUCAUCACAGUCUUAUAGGAUAUGCAUGGAGAAUGUGGACGGAAGGGACACCCCUUGCGUUAGUUGAUCCCUCGUUAGAGAACAUAAGCUCCAUGUUGGAAAUAUUGCAGUGCAUUCAUGUAAGUCUGUUAUGUGUCCAGCAGAGUCCGGAAGACAGACCAAAUAUGGCUGUUGUGGUUUUGAUGUUGAAUGGAGAGAGUACACUACCACAGCCAAGACAACCCAGUUUUCUGAGAGAUGUGAUACCAACUGAAAUUACUUCUAUCAGGUCUGACACUGACUCUUGCACUGCAAAUGCAAUUACAUUUUCCUCGUUCGAGGCUCGUUAGAGAACCUCUAACGGUAUUAAAACUUGUUUUGUUCUGCUUUUACUUUAUUUGGUAACGAUGAUGACAUGAGUUGAUCUUAAAUGAAGCAGUAAGGAUUCAUAUAGUCGAUCCCCCUGUGUAUUCCAAUUCUAAAUACAAUCUUCCAUUUAUCUACCACUUUUGUUCUUGGUUUUCAUUGUGCAUAGUUCAAUUACUGUUAUAAGAUUCAAGAAAGUGGAAUGAACACUCUUAACUUUGGGUGAAAAUUAAUUUCCUCCUCCGACUUUGAACAAUAGGCCAUUUCUAUGAAAAAAAUUCUCUUGAAUUUUACUUACUUCAUCAAGAAAAUCCAAUUUCAAGGACUUUUUUUAAUGCAUAAUUGCAUAAUUGAUCUCGUAUGAUUGCU